AUGUUCACUGAAAGCAUGAGCAAUGAGGCAUUCGCAUCUAAAGAUUUCUUCAUUUACGCUGAAGCAGAUUGCAAAGGUGAAAGCUCCGUGAGACUUGUACACUCGAAGGCUUCUUGUCAUUGGAGACUCUCAAAGUCCAUUUCAACCGACGAAAAUGUGCCGCAAUACUUUCAUUGUCUCGACCUACUAACGAACAUUGCACCAGUGUCUCGUGAUGGGAUACUCCAAGUUGAAGAUGGUAGCAUCACUGACGGUUCCUCCCCAAGAGCCACUGGUACUGCGCUUGAGCAUCUUGUGCAGACAUGCUACAAGAUACGAGGGAUACCAGCCCAACAGGGCCUUUGUGUAGUUACAAAACUUAUACUUGUCACUCGCAGUGGCUAUCUGUGCAGGAACGACAUUUUGGAAUUGAGGAUGCGUCAUUCCGAGUUCAUUGAAUCUGUAAUUCCGUUAUCUGCCGCUGGCGGUUAUAUUCCCUUGGUCGAACCACUCGGAGAGACUCAUCUUCUGGCACUGUUUACCUCUUCGCCCGGCGCUUUGCUUGUGGACGAAAAGCCUACUACUCCAAGUCAUGAGAUGGUAAAGAGUCUGGACCAGGACCUCCAGGCACGACCAUCAUUUGAUUGGGUGCUCCAGACCAAGCCUCAGGCACGUAAGGUUGCCAUGGUAGGGGGACGAGCCAUGUACGACCCAAAGAAGAUGUCUUUUUGCUCUCAGGGGGCACUUGAGGCUGCUCAGGCUCUUGGAAUCUCAGUCGUUGUUGUCGAUAAGCCGGGCCAUUGGCUUCAAGAUGAGACAUAUUCUUGUCUUCAGGAUGAAUUUGUCGCCAUUGACACUACCAUUGAUGAGGGGCUACCAUCAAGAAUUGCGGAAGCUGUCAGAGACAUGGGCAUCGAUGGCAUAACCACAUUCACAGAUGAUUUUUUAGAUGCAACCGUACGAGCAGCCGAAAAACUGAGCCUUUCAACAGAGCCUACCUUGGCUUAUGCACAGUCACUUAACAAAUACGUAACACGCAAGUUGGCCAGCCCAAAUGCCCAAGCCCUGCGCCUUGACAACGCAGGCGGCGGUUCUAGGGGAGUCAGCAAAGUCCUCUUUUUCGAACUGAGUGACGAGUUCCCCUGUCUUGCUGAUGCGGAAGAUGCGACGGUUUCUGAUAAUUUUGCUGAAGAUAUAGGGGUCUAUCCUAGUAGACUAGAGCCUGAGGAGAGGGACCUGGUCCGUCCACCUUUAUACCGAACCAUUUUGCAGCUGGGCUUCCGUUCAGGUGUUUUCCAUGUGGAGGCCCGGGUGCAGAAUUUGACAAUGCGCUACAAAACAACCAACGGUAUAGUUGACUUAGACUACGUCACUGCCGACUCAGCAACCCCACUGUCUAUACUCCGUACAUAUGAUGUUGACUUCUCUAGCCUUCAGUGGCUCCAGGCCAUCGAUGACACCGAGCGCUUCGCGGCUCUAUGUCAUCCUUUUACCUACUCUUCCCAGUACUGCUCUGCGGAUGUGAAUAUUCCUAUCCACCGAAGGAAUAUUCACGUACCAAAAGUCUACUACGACGAGAUGCUAGGCUCCCAGAGAUCGCCCCAUACGUUUUUAAAACAGAAUGUUUUACUCCAGCGAAGACCUUGUCGCCGCCGUUAG
This is a messenger RNA of Microsporum canis CBS 113480, 1638 nucleotides long. RefSeq lists its product as hypothetical. NCBI's taxonomy places the organism in Eukaryota, Fungi, Ascomycota, Eurotiomycetes, Onygenales, Arthrodermataceae. The record is from RefSeq and is a predicted model, not a curated record. Bases 1 to 1638 code for a protein of 545 amino acids. The transcript is spliced from 4 exons.